AUGACAAAAAAAAAAGCAUUUACUCCCGCGUUAAAGCUUCUAUUUAUAGUAUUUUUGCCCUGGUGCCUUUCCCUCUCAUUUAAUAAAAGCCUGGAAUCUUGGGUCACUAAGUGGUGGAAUGCUGGGCAAUCCGAAAUUUUUUUGAAUGAUAUUCAAGAAAGGGGAAUUCUAGCAAAAUUCCUAAAAUUAGAGGAACUCCUCGUCUUCGAGGAAAUGAUCGAGGAAUAUUCGGAGACACAUCUACAAAAACUUCGUAUAGGAAUCCAAAAAGAAAUAAUUCAAUUAAUCAAGAUACACAAUGAGGAUGGAAUCCAUACGAUUUUGCACUUCUCAACAAAUAUAAUCUGUUUUUUUCUUCUAAGCGGUUAUUCUAUUUUAGGUAAUCAAGAACUUGUUAUUCUUAACUCUUGGGCCCAGAAAUUCCUAUAUAACUUAAGUGACACAGUCAAAGCUUUUUCGAUUCUUUUAUUAACGGAUUUAUGUAUCGGAUUCCACUCACCCCACGGUUGGGAACUAAUGGUUGGCUCUGUCUACAAACAUUUUGGAUUUGUUCAUAAUGAUGAAAUUAUAUCGGGUCUAGUUUCCACUUUUCCAGUCAUUCUGGAUACUAUUUUUAAAUAUUGGAUUUUUCGUUAUUUAAAUCGCGUAUCCCCUUCGCUUGUAGUUAUUUAUCAUUCAAUGAAUGACUGA
Messenger RNA from Oldenlandia corymbosa var. corymbosa, 690 nucleotides. Lineage: Eukaryota; Viridiplantae; Streptophyta; Magnoliopsida; Gentianales; Rubiaceae. The record is from the annotation of a GenBank genome assembly.